AUAUUGUGUUAUGAAAAAAUAUGGUUUAUGUGUGAGUUAUUCUUUACUUCAAAUACUAUUGUAUAUGUACUUGGUUGAAACCUCUUAAUAUAUGUGUAGUGGUGGAAGUUUAAGUCAUGUUAAACCCCAAUGGAUCCCAACCAAAACCAAGGAGAAGCAAAUGUGGUCUUUGAAGCUCAAGCUCUUGUAUAUAGAUAUGUCCACAACUAUGCCACCUCUAUGUCGCUUGGUUGUGCACUUGAACUCGGCAUACCCGACAUAGUUCAUAAUUAUGAAAAGCCGAUUACCAUCCAAGAACUGGUUUCAAAGCUCAACCUCCCCAUCGACAAAACCCGUCAUUUGCAGCAGCUGAUGCGGUUGCUAAUCCACUUCAACUUCUUUUCAGUUACCAAACUUCAUGAUCAAGAUGACGAAGGGUAUGUUCUCACGGCUGCAUCAAAGUUACUGCUCAACGACACUAGUAAAAACUCACAAAACUUAUUACCUUUUGUUAGUUUGGCUCUAGAUCCUGUUAUUAUGACUCCUUGGCGAUUCUUGGGGAAGUGGUUUAAGGGAAACAAAUCAACCGUGUUUGAGACUGCUCAUGGGAUUCCUUUUUGGGAAUUUGCUAAUAGGAAUCCGGUAUUCAACGGGAGGUUCAAUGAUGCAAUGGCAAGUGACUCUCAUAUGAUGAGUUUGGUUAUCAAAGAUUGUCAAGAGAUCUUUGAAGGUGUGGAGUCAUUAGUUGAUGUUGGAGGUGGAACUGGACUCAACACUAAGAUUCUCCUUGAAGCUUUUCCACACAUGACUUGCACUGUUUUUGACCUCCCACACGUUGUUGCUGACAUGUCCGAAACUAGGAAUCUUAAAUAUGUUGGAGGUGAUAUGUUUAGCGCCAUCCCAUCUGCUGAUGCUAUCUUUUUUAAGAACGUUUUGCAUAACUGGAGCGAUGACGAUGUCUUGAAGAUACUAAAACGGUCUAGGGAGGCUAUUCGAUUUGCGGGUGAUAAAGGAAAAGUGAUCAUAAUAGAUAUGGUGCUAGACGAAAAACAAGACCGACGUGAGAUAACAGAAACCAAAAUGGUUUUCGAUGUUUUGAUGAUGGUUUUGGUUACGGGAAAAGAAAGGACCAAAGUUGAGUGGGAGAAAUUGUUCGGAGAAGCUGGAUUUAGUCGAUAUAACGUAACUCCCAACUUUGGCUUGAGGUCUCUCAUGGAAGUUUUCCCUUAGAUGCUUUCUUCUCGUAUCAAUAAUGGUAUGUUAAUUAUCAUUAUCAUUCAAUAAAAUGGAAGAGGAAACCUUAGAUCUUGAAACCUAAAUAAUUAAAACUUGUAUCAAACGUUAUGUCAAGUAAGAUUGUCUACAGUCUACGUCGACGUACGGAACAUAUGUCUGUGGGUAAACUUACUAGUUGAUUAUGGUGGAUUUGAUUCGUGGGUAGUAGACAAGAAUCAUAAGAUUU
Molecule: messenger RNA, 1441 nt
Organism: Helianthus annuus (common sunflower)
Lineage: Eukaryota; Viridiplantae; Streptophyta; Magnoliopsida; Asterales; Asteraceae
Product: probable O-methyltransferase 3
Exons: 2
Coding region: 130-1209 (359 amino acids)
Biological process (GO): methylation
Molecular function (GO): S-adenosylmethionine-dependent methyltransferase activity; protein dimerization activity; O-methyltransferase activity
Source: RefSeq, a predicted model, not a curated record